CUCCGCUGGAGGUGAAGGGCAAAUAUUUCUUAUUUCUUAUCAAAACACAUUGUGAAUAUCCGAAAUCCGAAUAAAUACCUUAUACGAGUAACGAGUAAGUCAUAACUGCAUGUCGUUUGUAUCUAACGAAUCGUUGAGACGUUGAAAAGUAUACGUUCGGUUCUUGAAUUGAAUUAGUUUUCAUAAUCUUCAAUAUCAUCAAUCAUCAUAAUACGAGUUAAUCGUGAAGUAAUUACAACAUCUGAAUUUUAAAAUGCGUCCACUUCGCAUAUUAUUAUUUUGUGUUUUUUUAAUACUUUAUUGCAAAGAAUGCAGCACGAAGAUACGACUGCGACUGACUCCACAUGUUCGUCACACUCACAAUACACCGAAGCCGGACAAGUUGGAUGAAACGUCGAGAUUCUUGAGUAGUUUAUGCUCUGCGAAUGGUCAUGAGAUGAUAUCGCCGCCGUUCCUCGAAGGCCACACACCAGAUGUAUCGAUUUCGUCAACAACGUCCAUUCGUAAUUUGUAUGAUGUACUCGAAGGUUUGAAAAACAGUCCUCCAUACUCCGCAAUUUAUGCGAUCACAUUUGCGACAGCAUCCUGGGAUGAAAGCUUAGUUGAAAGUUUUUUAGAACAAAUACAAAUCAAAAGAUCGCAGGUCAAUUUUUUCAUCCAAGGCGAGUAUCCUUCUGAAGUCGACUAUUACCUUAAAGAGUAUAGAUUGAUUACUUCGAUAAGUAACGGAAUCACGUGGACUUCAUCCAAAUUAAAUCCGUUUACAGAUUGUAAGUCUCUGAGGCUGAAUUUUAUUCCAACGAAAGCUCACCUGCUUACAGUUUAUGGCACUGGUAAUGGAACAUAUUGCAUGACAAUAGAUUCACUUUUGAAAACUGAUAUAGAAGCAAUGAUAUUCAGCAGUUUCGAUUCAAACGAGUACAACAUAACAUUAUCAAUAAAACCCAAACGGACCAACCUCGUUAAUGUGAAAGGAAAAGGAACGGAAAGCAGAAUGCAAACAAUAACCAUUUCCGAGGUAUGUGUGAAAGUUCGUAGAAAAUCCCAAAAUUCCGGAUAUGAUUCUUUUUACGCGAUACGAGGGUUCAGCGAAAGCGACUUCGACUUCGAUUAUGGGUUCUCCAAGGACAACGUGACAUCAUUGGAUGAUACAUAUCUCAGACCAGUCAAAGGAAUAUCGAACAAAAUUUACGUCUCGACAUGCUUCAAAAACACUCCAAAUGGAUUUGAUCAUUUCAAUAUAGUAUUUUUAAAUGGCAGUACUUUUGGAGAAGAAAUGCCUCUGGAACAGAUACCAAACACCGAUUUGUUCGUAGGAUCAUUCGAUCCACCGAUUAAGGAAUAUUUUUACAUACGAGUCACAACCUACGCCGAUGGCGAAACAAUCUCACGGAUGUCAUUUAUUGCGAUGAAUGCUGCAGAUGGGUUUGGCGAAGAUAAACAAAAUCCAACGUUUAUACCCAAACCAAUAUGUGACAAUCCACAGUCUUCGGAAUCAGAAAACGAAUUCGUAAAAUUUGUGCUGGUAUGCGUGAUUGUCUAUUUAUUGAUGGCGCUGUUCUUCUUUUGGCCUAAACGUUUUUGUAGGCAAUCUCCUGAAUGUUCAGAAGCGUCGUCGUAGAGAAGUAAUAUGUAUACUUAACCUCCUGGAAUACUUAGAACGAGCUCGUCGUCGAGCAUGGUGUCAAAUAAAUCGUUUAUUAUGAUGCCUUCUAAAAGAGUUUUGACAAUAAACGACUGUAUCAAAAUGACACGUGUAUUUUUUCAACGCGAAUAUUAUGCAAAUUUCCACAAUGUAAAUUGAAAAUGAAGUUGUUCGAAACAUUUUUUAACAAAAAGUGGACUUUUCAGACAUGCAAGGCAGAAAUCAAUGUUGUUUGGAC
Messenger RNA from Planococcus citri (citrus mealybug), 1883 nucleotides. RefSeq names its product hemicentin-1-like. The coding region runs from base 254 to 1621 and encodes 455 amino acids. The record is from RefSeq and is a predicted model, not a curated record. Lineage: Eukaryota; Metazoa; Arthropoda; Insecta; Hemiptera; Pseudococcidae. The transcript is spliced from 8 exons.